AGAUUUCAUGUGAAGCACAGUGAAAGUUGCAAUAGUAUACACCAAUAGCCGGGUCGUCCUCGACAGGCAUGUGGGCAAGUGCCAGUGGAGGCAUCCGCCUGCUACCGAGAUCUACCGCUGCAAUUGAUUAUCAGUAUUCGAGGUGACUAGCUUUAUUCGAGAUCAACGGCAACGUCAACAAGAUCUAUUGUCAAAACGAUGAGUACGGCUGCCAUCUGAUUGUUUACUUCAGACAACGUCUCCUGCAUCAGCGUCAGGGCUUCGGUCGUUUCUUAUCGAGUUCAGCUACCUGCUACCAAAAAUCGAGAGCAUUCCUGGAACCCCAGAGAAACCGCUCUCGGAUCUCGGACGUUUGUUAGAUUUACUCAUUGAUCAGUGAAAAAAUUAUUUAUCUUUGCUGCGUGUUGCUGCAGGAAAAGGGUUUUUUUGGUCACGACAUCGCCACGGUAAUGCAGCUACUGGCUUAUUUUCUGUGUCACAUUCCGAACGGUCCCAAAAGUGGCAAGCAUCUCGCCUGGCGCAUGAUGAUGCUCACACGGCUAAGGUGUGCAAGCAGAGCACCCAGCUGAAGCCGGAUUGUCUGCCCUCAAUACCAUUGCUCACGCAAACAUCCAACGCCUAAGUACCAGUCUCCCGAGGAGAAAGACACAAGUUUGGAAUCGGCCUCAUUGGCACUGAUGAACCAGCCACCACCAUGUGUCAGCACACUCGUAGUUACGAUGCCGGAAAAUAUUCUGCGAGUUAAUAUUCACAAGAAGAUCCGCGGGCGAAAAAUAGGUAGUGCACGCAGGCAGAUUUUACCCAUGAAGCAUAAGAUGUUGCCGCAGCAGAGGACAAAGCUGCUGAAAAAGAAAGAACUAAAAGACGUGGAUAAGAUCUCGGGACACGACGCGGGCACCGAAUAGGACAUUAAGGACGAUACUCUAAACGAGUCCAAGAGCAUCGUAACGACGCCCAAAACUACGCGAACGGGGCCUGAUAACUACACCUAGAAGUGCUUCAAACUCCAGCAUUUUACCCAAGACGCUGACAACGUGCAACUCCAACUCUAACGUCACCGCGAGUACUCCGACGACUCCUCUCUUGUUGUCGUCUAGGCGAAACGUAGGAACAGCGAUGAAGACCCCAGCGGCAACGGCAAGCAUAGCAAUAAAAACGAUGAGUUGAGAUUGUUAGUAGCAGGAAGAGAACUUGAGUCGUGACUUGACGACAAGGAGAAAGAAAAAAAAUCGGUAGAAAGAGACAGUAAAGUGAAGGAAAGCGCGAGAUUGAAAGAGCGAGAAGCUGCUGCAGCUGUAAAAGUAGGAGUUGCCAAGGUUAAAAGGCCCUCUCAAAGUUAACAAACAAAGGAAGCUGGACGACAUACUGGUGAAAGUCUCGAAUUUAAAGUCUAAUUUCACGCCAGUGCGACAAGUCCGCGAGAAAAGAUGAUUCAGCUGAAGCACUACACCCGCCCUGUCGGUAUAAUCUGUUAAGUACAUAGCGCCGACUACAGAGCUGUAAAUUUAGUCGCUCUUUAACCUCGAGCCUACAGAGCAUAUAUAGAGCAAAUUUUUUUUUUCUGGCUGGCCCUGAUCAAGUUCAUUUGGACGUAUAGCUUCGCUGCUUACAGGGAUCCUUGAAGGCAUUUAAUUGAUGUGUAUGAGGGCAGUGAGGGACCGGCGCCUAGACAAAAACCCACAGGUGAUAGCAAAUAUAAAGGUUGGUAUUCAAAAACGUACAUGCGAUAGUAUGAUUUUACAUAAAAUUAUAUAACUGUAACUCUCAUUGCAGGGGAAUCAAUUUAAAUAUGAUAAUUUUUUAUCCAAACAGAGGUGAUGUCAGCGUGCGUCAGCCAUGAAGAGUGUUUGAAGGGUCGUCGCCUAGUAUACCGCUACAGUAAAUACGUGUGGGGGCUCCCGCUGUCGCGGGAUCGUCGAUGCGCAUCACGCCAGCUCACGUAGCGAGUCGAACUCAGCUCUGCGGGAAGCCGCGCGUCGCGCUUUGAAUUUCUCCGCGCUCGACUCUUCCAACGAUUCGAUGAUACACAGCCCGAUACGGGAGCGCCAAGGCCUCGCCGACGGCCAAAACAUGAUUCAAGCGCAGCAGAAUAUAGAGCAGAACGCUCCGCUGCUCGGCGCGGGCAAUAACGAGCUGCCCCCCGGCGGGCUCCGGCCGUGCGGCGCGCGAACCGACGAUAACGACCGCACGCACGACGUCGAGGCGGUCUCAAAAUGCACCCUUCCAUCAUACUGGAGUUUCAAUCCGAGGCUUUGGUUCGCACAGGCGGAGUCGGCGUUCCUGUCCAGCCGAAUCACCAACGACAGGAGCCGCUACAACCUCCUCGUCGCACACCUGCCGCCGGACGUGGCGCAGGAAGUCUCGGAUAUCAUCCUGGCACCUCCAGCGGAGCAGCGGUACGACACCCUGAAGGCGGCGGUCCUGUCGCGCCUCGCCGCUUCGGCCGACCAGCAACUCCAUCAGCUGCUCAACGAGGUGCAACUCGGCGACCGCACGUUUUCCCAGCUGCUGCGCUACAUGCGGCGUCUGGCCAGAACGGCCAUCACUGACGAGGCCCUGCGGGUUAAAUGUCUCGACCUUCUGCCAGCCCAAGCCAGCCGCAUGUGUCGCGUGCUGAAGGCGACCUUGCUGGAGGAACUCGCCGACGAGAUCGUGGCGCCGUGCGUGCCAGUCAGCGCGGUUUCACGCCCCAGCUCACCUACAUCGAGCGGCAUCGCAUCCGGGAGCAGUACACCGUUGCCCCAGCACGAAAUGACUUCACUUCGCCUCGCCAUGACGCAGAUUACCACCAUACUCCAGCAGCAGUCGCUCGUGCUUCAAUCCAUCGCCUCCAUUCUCACGUCGAGCCAGCAACAACAACAGCAGCAACGACAGCAGGAGCGACGCGGCCGCUCCCGCAUGCCCGCCAGCCAGCGCCAAGCCCGCACCGCUUCACCAGCGCCGCGCGCCGCAAAUCCAGCAUGGUGCUGGUACCAUCAGCGCUUUGCGAGCGAAGCAACGCAGUGCCGGCCACCCUGCUCGUAUCCGACCCAGGAAAACUAAUGGCACCGCCGCCUUUUCAGGCAGCCGCGGUCGGCGCACCCAACGAGCAACGCCUGCACGUCCUCGACCGCACGUCCGGACUCCGCUUCCUAGUCAAUACGGGCUCAGCAGUCUCGCUGCUGCCCCGCUCCUAUGUCAAGAAACAACUCCAGCGCGGCCCACUUAAACUGAGCGCAGCCAACGCCACGUCCAUCCACAAUUCCACAAUUACAUGUAAUGUCCUUCUUCAAAUUUGCUGUUUUACCUAAAUACUUACUACAGCUAGAACAUAUUACAUGGUACGCUAAACAGUCCAUAGGAACAUCCAUAUAUUUAUUUAGCAUGUACUUUGUUUUUGGCAAUAUACUGUUACUAAAAAUAGUAUUUAACAUUUCAAAAAUAUCGAAUAAUACUACC
Molecule: messenger RNA, 3438 nt
Organism: Nasonia vitripennis (jewel wasp)
Lineage: Eukaryota; Metazoa; Arthropoda; Insecta; Hymenoptera; Pteromalidae
Exons: 2
Coding region: 2020-3042 (340 amino acids)
Source: RefSeq, a predicted model, not a curated record